GGACACAUCUAAUAAGAGCUCCUGCAUUUGAAGCAAGUGAUGCUGCCAGGCGAAUAUGGGGUAAAAAGAGCAAAAUGAAAGCAUUGCCAAGGAGUUGAACAAAAUGCCCAAGUGAAUAUAUCGGCAUCACAACGAAAUCUGGGAAAGGAACUGGCAACCUGUCCGCAUUAAUUAAAAGGGGAAAAAUGAAGACGCCUGCUAAUUUCUGCUUUACCACAGAUAUGAAAAUCGGACUACUAAGUUGCCUGUUUUAUUUGACCUCAAAUGUGUGUCUGACCUCUCAGCAAGUCCUCCGAAUCGGAGGAAUUUUUGAAACCAUGGAAAAUGAACCAAUAAGCAUUGAAGAGUUAGCCUUCAAAUUUGCUAUUACAAAUAUAAACAGAAAUAGGACAUUAAUGCCAAACACAACAUUAACAUAUGAUAUUCAAAGAAUUAACCUCUUUGAUAGUUUUGAAGCUUCAAGAAGAGCUUGUGACCAGCUUGCACUUGGUGUUGCUGCUGUAUUUGGUCCAUCUCACAGUUCCUCUGUAAGUGCCGUACAAUCUAUCUGCAAUGCCCUAGAAGUUCCUCAUAUCCAAACCCGCUGGAAACAUCCAUCAAUGGAUAACAAGGACACAUUUUACAUUAAUCUUUAUCCAGAUUACACAUCCAUCAGUAGAGCUAUUCUGGAUUUGGUGCAGUAUUUCAAAUGGAAAGCAGUCACAGUAGUAUAUGAAGACAGUACAGGAUUAAUUCGAUUACAAGAACUGAUCAAAGCACCAUCCAGGUAUAAUAUUAAAAUCCGUAUUAGACAAUUGCCAGCAUUAAAUAAAGAUGCAAGACCACUGUUAAAAGAAAUGAAGAAAGGAAAAGAGUUUUAUGUAAUAUUUGAUUGUUCUCACAAAACAGCUGCAGAAAUUCUCAAACAGAUCCUGUCAAUGGGUAUGAUGACUGAAUAUUAUCACUACUUCUUCACCACACUGGAUUUGUUUGCUUUGGAUCUUGAGCCUUAUCGAUAUAGUGGAGUGAACAUGACUGGAUUUCGACUCCUCAAUAUUGACAACAGCCAGGUUUCCACUGUUGUUGAGAAAUGGUCAAUGGAACGCCCACAGUCAUUUCCCAAACCAGAAACUGGAUUACUAGAUGGAAUGAUGACAACAGAGGCUGCACUGAUGUAUGAUGCUGUUUACAUGGUAGCCGUGGCUUCUCAACGAACCUCUCAAAUGACAGUAAGCUCUUUGCAAUGUCAUAGACACAAACCUUGGCGUUUUGGACCAAGAUUUAUGAAUCUUUUUAAAGAGGCACACUGGGAUGGAUUGACAGGACAUAUUACUAUCAAUAAAUCUGAUGGUCUGAGGAAAGAUUUUGAUUUGGAUAUAAUCAGUUUAAAAGAGGAAGGAACAGAAAAGAUUGCCAGUGAAUCUUCUCACCGUCUUAACAAAGUGUGGAAAAAGAUUGGAAUUUGGAAUUCAAACGGUGGCCUUAACAUGACUGACAGUUAUAAAGAAAAGACAACAAAUAUUACAGAUUCCAUGGCAAAUAGAACACUUAUUGUGACUACAAUUCUGGAAGACCCAUAUGUCAUGCAUAAGAAAUCAGAUAAGCCAUUGUACGGAAAUGAUCGAUUUGAAGGAUAUUGCCUGGAUUUGCUAAAGGAACUGUCCAACAUUCUUGGUUUUGCUUAUGAAGUGAAACUGGUUUCUGAUGGUAAAUAUGGUGCUCAGAACGACAAGGGCGAAUGGAAUGGGAUGGUGAGAGAACUCAUUGAUCAUAAAGCAGACCUAGCAGUGGCUCCUUUAACCAUAACCUAUGUAAGGGAAAAAGUGAUUGACUUUUCCAAGCCUUUCAUGACUCUGGGGAUCAGUAUUUUAUAUCGAAAACCCAAUGGGACAAAUCCUGGAGUUUUUUCAUUUCUGAAUCCUCUAUCACCUGAUAUUUGGAUGUAUGUCCUACUGGCUUGCCUUGGUGUUAGCUGUGUACUGUUUGUCAUAGCAAGGUUUACACCAUAUGAGUGGUAUAAUCCCCACCCAUGCAACCCUGACUCGGACGUGGUGGAAAACAAUUUUACUUUACUAAAUAGUUUCUGGUUUGGAGUUGGAGCUCUCAUGCAGCAAGGAUCAGAACUGAUGCCCAAAGCCCUUUCCACCAGAAUAGUUGGUGGAAUCUGGUGGUUUUUUACAUUAAUAAUCAUAUCAUCAUAUACUGCUAACCUGGCUGCCUUCCUUACUGUUGAAAGAAUGGAGUCACCAAUUGAUUCUGCUGAUGACUUGGCAAAACAAACAAAAAUUGAAUAUGGAGCUGUGAGAGAUGGAUCAACCAUGACAUUUUUUAAGAAAUCCAAAAUUUCUACAUAUGAAAAAAUGUGGGCAUUUAUGAGUAGCCGACAGCAAACAGCUUUAGUGAAGAAUAAUGACGAGGGUAUUCAGCGAGUUCUGACAACUGAUUAUGCACUUUUGAUGGAGUCUACCAGCAUUGAGUAUGUUACUCAGAGAAACUGUAACCUUACUCAAAUUGGAGGACUCAUUGAUUCAAAGGGCUAUGGUGUUGGGACACCCAUUGGUUCACCUUACAGAGAUAAAGUCACAAUUGCAAUUCUACAAUUACAAGAGGAAGGCAAGUUACACAUGAUGAAGGAAAAAUGGUGGCGAGGUAAUGGCUGCCCAGAAGAAGACAGCAAAGAAGCCAGUGCUUUGGGUGUUGAAAAUAUUGGAGGAAUUUUUAUUGUACUUGCAGCAGGACUUGUUCUUUCUGUCUUUGUAGCCAUUGGAGAAUUUAUAUACAAAUCAAGGAAAAAUGGUGAUAUAGAACAGGUUAGCAUUGAUCAGUGUGAAUGGCAUAGCACAUGCUAAGUAAAGAUUUAUUAUGUAGUGAUGUGAAUAAAAUAAUACUUAAAAUAUUCUUUGUAAUAAAUUUAAAUGUUCAAUUAAA
Erpetoichthys calabaricus (reedfish) is the source of this 2907-nucleotide messenger RNA. RefSeq names its product glutamate receptor ionotropic, kainate 1. Gene Ontology annotation, molecular function: transmitter-gated monoatomic ion channel activity involved in regulation of postsynaptic membrane potential; kainate selective glutamate receptor activity. NCBI's taxonomy places the organism in Eukaryota, Metazoa, Chordata, Cladistia, Polypteriformes, Polypteridae. The coding region runs from base 186 to 2828 and encodes 880 amino acids. The record is from RefSeq and is a predicted model, not a curated record. Gene Ontology annotation, cellular component: plasma membrane; kainate selective glutamate receptor complex; presynaptic membrane. The transcript is spliced from 16 exons. Gene Ontology annotation, biological process: synaptic transmission, glutamatergic; modulation of chemical synaptic transmission; monoatomic ion transport.